GAUAAGUUGCUGUCUUGCAAAAACAUGCCCGUUCUGCUCGAUCAAAUCGGUCCACACGCAAUGUCUUGGCAACCCGAUUGGGCAAACACCUGGAAAGAGGAACCGUGCAAUUGUGCCCCAGCCACAUAUGGAGGAAUGAUCCCGUAUUUUCAUCCGGAUCACUAUCCAGCCGAAUUCAGUUCCUUUCGACGGUUUCGAACGAUGCUAGUCGCUAUGGACAAGCAAAUUCGCGUGGACGUGGAAGCCGAGGUGGAUCACGCAAUAUGCCUCACCGCGAUUAUCGGAUUCAAAAUUCCGGAAGCCACUAUCAGCCUUCACCAGCUGAGUCUUCAAGGGACGGCUUCGCCCAAAACCCACCCAGAGCAAAGAUUGGUGGGAUUGAAGUGCCUCACG
Mesorhabditis belari is the source of this 393-nucleotide messenger RNA. The record is from the annotation of a GenBank genome assembly. Lineage: Eukaryota; Metazoa; Nematoda; Chromadorea; Rhabditida; Rhabditidae.